Molecule: messenger RNA, 2197 nt
Organism: Zea mays
Lineage: Eukaryota; Viridiplantae; Streptophyta; Magnoliopsida; Poales; Poaceae
Product: serine/threonine-protein kinase Nek4
Exons: 11
Coding region: 451-1962 (503 amino acids)
Biological process (GO): protein phosphorylation; microtubule-based process
Cellular component (GO): cortical microtubule
Molecular function (GO): ATP binding; protein serine/threonine kinase activity
Source: RefSeq, a predicted model, not a curated record
GCCUCCCACUCCGUCCCCGCCCCAGUACAGUACAGUACCCGUUGCGGUGGUCGGUCUCCGUCCGCGUCUACGCCUGCUUCGGCCGGACAGGCUACCCGACACACACGAGGAGGAGCCGGCCGGGCUCAAGCUCAACCGCGCGCCAUCAUUGCUGCGCGCCCGGCCUCUCCUUCCUCCCCGGUUCCUUCCCUUGCCACACGCGUGCGUGCGUGCGCGCGCGCGGGCGCACAAAUAAUCACGAGGACCCCGCGAGGCCGCGCCACCAUUAUUCCACUUGCCUGACUCCUCUCCCUCCCUCUCUCUCUCUCUAUCUCUCAUUUCCUCACGCACGUCUCGCAACUGCCGCGGCACACCGCGCCGCUUCUUCUCCUCCUCCUCCUCCUCCUCCUUCCGAGCCGAGAGAAAGGCUGCUGCCAGAGGGACGAGGACGAGCGAGGAUCCUUCCGAGCGAUGGAGCAGUACGAGGUGGUGGAGCAGAUCGGCCGGGGCGCCUACGGCUCCGCCUACCUCGUCCUCCACAAGGCCGAGCGCAAGAGGUACGUCAUGAAGAAGAUCCGCCUCUCCAAGCAGAACGACAAGUUCCAGCGGACCGCUUACCAGGAGAUGUCCCUGAUGGCAAGCCUCAGCAACCCGUACAUCGUCGAGUACAAGGACGGAUGGGUGGACGAGGGGACCUCCGUCUGCAUCGUCACAAGCUACUGCGAAGGAGGGGACAUGGCCGAGAGGAUCAAGAAGGCAAGGGGCAUCCUAUUCUCAGAAGAGAGGGUGUGUCGGUGGUUCACGCAAUUGCUCCUCGCCCUCGACUACCUGCACUGCAACCGUGUGCUCCACCGUGAUCUCAAGGUUGUAGGAACCCCAAACUAUAUGUGCCCAGAAAUACUAGCAGACAUACCUUAUGGAUACAAAUCCGAUAUAUGGUCACUUGGUUGCUGUAUGUUUGAGAUUUUAGCACACCGACCUGCAUUUAAAGCUACAGACAUGGCAGCAUUAGUCAACAAAAUAAACAGAUCUUCAAUAUCUCCAAUGCCCCCAAUAUACUCAUCAGCACUGAAGCAGAUCGUGAAGAGCAUGCUAAGGAAAAAUCCAGAACAUAGGCCUACUGCUGGGGAGCUGCUGAGGCAUCCACAUCUGCAACCAUAUCUUUCUGAAUCGUCCAACUGUUCACCGAUCUAUCUUCCGGUGAAACCCACCAAAGGUAACCUGGUAGACAAGCAGUCAAAGAAGCCAAGCAGUGGCAGAAAGCGAGCUGUCAAAGCCAAUGGAUCCAAUGGAACAUUAGAAACUGCAGCAGAGCACGCUGUGGAAGCAAGAGACAGCUCCACAAACUUCUCAGAUGUAUCAACUAUAGGUACCCAGGAAGCCUUGAUAUUGCAAAUGCCGGUGGAUCCUGAUGCCGGAAGCAAAGAAGAGCAGAACGUUGAUGUUGUACCGUUUCAGCAUGCGGCAGAGAAUCUGAUGGCGACAACCGAUAGACAGGUCGAUGCGACCAUACGUCUUAAAGCCAUAAGAACCAGUAACGCAAAAGAGGCGGCCCCGGUCACAGUUGCAGACCAAAAGUUCAACGAGGCGCCAAUACCAAAUGAGGAACUGACAAUCGGGGUAGUGCAGGAACAAAGGAAGGACGUGAAGCCACGCUCUUACCAGGCAGGAAAACCAGAGAUGUGUGACACAACCGUAACGGAGGAAUCGUCGCCCAUCAGCACGCUAAAGCUGGCGCACACGGAGAGCGCGCCCGCGGAGUGGGACCACCUGAACAUAGUCCAGCAGAGGGCCGACGCGCUGGAGUCGCUCCUGGAGCUCUGCGCGAAGCUCCUGGAGCAGGAGAGGCUCGACGAGCUCGCGGGCGUUCUCCGGCCGUUCGGCGAGGGCGCCGUGUCGUCUAGGGAGACGGCGAUCUGGCUGACCAAGAGCCUGAUGACCCCCCCACCCAAGUUCGGAGAGUCCCCGACGAAGCUUUUGUAAAACAGUGAUUCGUUUGAGAGUUUUUGUUUUUUUUUCGAGUGCCAUUUUCGAGAGUGUACAUAGCAUCAACAGAAUUUGAGUUCAAGAUUGCUGUGCUUACCUAGGCCUGAGCUUUAUUUAUCUUGGAUGUAUAUGGUUUGCAUGGCACCGACUGUUGUGAGCGAUGACUGGUUAUUUACCAGCCGCCUUGUUUUAUUUAUUGUGCUGGAAAUCAUGCCGAGUCCAUUUCUGUUUA